Molecule: messenger RNA, 1344 nt
Organism: Sordaria macrospora k-hell
Lineage: Eukaryota; Fungi; Ascomycota; Sordariomycetes; Sordariales; Sordariaceae
Source: RefSeq, a predicted model, not a curated record
AUGCCCGUCAUAGACAAGCUCACCGGUGCCACUGGGUUGUCAGGCCCGCACCUGCUUCUCGGUGCCGUUGGAGUUUCUAUCAUCAUCUAUAUUGUCGGCAGCGCCAUCUACAACGUCUUCUUCCACCCACUAGCCUCCUACCCCGGUCCCCUCAUCCAACGCGCCUCCUACAUCCCCUUUGGCAUCCGCCAUACCCUCGGAAUCCAAGCCUUCCACACGCAGACCCUGCACGACAAGUACGGGCCCGUCGUGCGCAUCUCGCCCAACCAUCUGUCCUUCACCGACCACCGCGCCUGGAAGGAUGUCUACGGCCACAUCGCCGGCAGCCGCAACGGCACCGAGGAGAUGAUGAAGAGCUUGACCUUUGCCCACCCCGUCGACGAGCAGGCCCACCACAUCAUCAGUGCCGACCGCGAGUUACACGCCAAGCUCCGCCGGGGUUUGGCCAACAGCUUCUCGGACGCGUCCAUGCGCGGUCAAGGGCCGUUGAUUGGCAAGUAUAUCGAUUUGUUGAUUCACAAGCUUCAUGAGCAGGGCGAGGAAGGGAGGGUGCCCCUGAAUGCGACGAACUGGUAUAACUGCACGACUUUUGACAUCACGGGUGACUUGAUCUUUGGUAUGCCGUUUGGUGCGCUGGAGGGAAAUGGCAAGCAUCCGUGGCUGGAGUUCAUCUUGGGCAGCUUGAAGAGCGUGGCGCCGAUGGGGGCGUUGAGCUACAUCGGACUGCACUGGCUUGUUCAGGUUAUCUGGAAGAUGUCGGGCGCGGAGAUAUUCAGGAAGAGUAUGGAGAGCGUUGAUCUGAUGCUGAAGGAGAGGUUGAAGAUGGAUGCGGAUAGGAACGAUCUGUUCGGGGGCUUGAUUCAGAGGCAGGAGAAACUGGGUCUCGGCUUUGAUGAACUUUCCGCAAACGCCUGGAUUCUUGUGCUCGCCGGCUCGGAAACAACAGCAACUACCCUCAGCGGCGUAACCUACCUCCUCACGCAGAACCCAGAGGUCCUCAAGAGAGUGACCCAGGAAGUCCGCACCGCGUUCAAGUCCGUUGACGAGAUUGAUAUCAACUCCGUCAACAAGCUCACCUACAUGCUUGCAGUGCUCAACGAGACCCUGCGUUUGUAUCCUCCCGUGACAUCGAACUUGCCGAGGGUUGUACCCCGCGGAGGAGCCAAGGUUUUGGGAGACCUCGCGUAUGCCGAAAUGAGAUGGAUUCUCGCCCGCAUUCUCUUCGAGUUCGAUUUGCGGGGGUCGCCAACUACUGCGAACUGGAUCGAACGGCAAAAGUCGUACGGCCUCUGGGAAAGGAUACCCCUUGAUGUGUACUUUGAGCCUGCGAGAGAGAAGAGGUAA